CAAUGCUUAUCUCUUUCAUUUCUUUUUAACUUUCUUUUCAACAUUAAUUUAUUAUUAUCGCUUCUCAUCACCAUCACCCACCACAUUACCAAUACAAAUACUCUCAAUUCAACUUAAUAGACCAUUAACCACAACAACAUUUCCUCUCCUGCUUUUGCUUUUCUCAUUUUGUUUGUUGCCCAUGUCGCUCGCAUUCGAGCGGAUCGAACUUUCUGGCUUGGGUUCCGUCGUCGCCUGUGGAUCUGCCUCCAUAUUCGAGCCGGUGAUUCAUACAGAGCGGAGGAUCGGAGAGGAUGAGCCGGAGUGUUGCAACUCAUCGUCUACUUCUUCGAUCGGAAGGAAUAGCGAUAGUGAAGGGGAUAGGUCAUCGGAGGAUGAGAACUGUGAUGAAAAUGAGGCAGAGAGUUCGUACCGAGGUCCGUUGGAUAUGAUGGAUUCGCUAGAAGAGGUUUUGCCUUCCAGGAAGGGUAUAUCCAAAUUUUGCAACGGAAAAUCUAAGUCAUUUACAAAUUUAGAUGAGGCGUCUUCAGCUUCAUCAAUUAAGGACAUUGUAAAACCAGAAAAUGCCUACUCCAGGAGAAGAAGAAAUCUCCUUGCCAUAAAUCAUUUUUGGGAUAAGAACCGAAACAUAUCCAAGAGACCAAGCAGAAGUUCUUUGGCGCUAGCAGUUGCCAUGACAGAGUCUGGGAUAAUAAGCAGAAGCGGCAGCAGCAGUGGGAGCAAUGACUCGGACUCUAGGUCUCCCUCACGACUUCCUCCAUUGUACCCACAAAGUAGGGCUUCUUCUCACGGGAACUUUUCUUCAUCCUCCCCGCCGAGGAAGACUUUUGCUACCUGGCGUUCCUUCUCCGUAGCUGACUUGCCGCAGUGUGUGAUAACUAGUAAUUCCAAGACCUAACUUUCGGGAUCUUACUCUUUUCAUUUUUUUUUCUUUCUUUGUUCAUUAUGUUUUGAUCGUCCUAUCUCAUGCCCCUUUUAUAUCUUUAAAAGCAUUAACGACAUCAAACUUGUUCUUCACUAAAUCCCAA
This is a messenger RNA of Carica papaya (papaya), 1028 nucleotides long. Its product is annotated as hybrid signal transduction histidine kinase M-like protein. The record is from RefSeq and is a predicted model, not a curated record. Lineage: Eukaryota; Viridiplantae; Streptophyta; Magnoliopsida; Brassicales; Caricaceae.